AUGUCUGAAACACCAGAGAAAUUCUAUAUCUCAUACAACAACAUUCACAAGCUAUGUCAGCAAACCGCUAAGGAAAUUCUAGAUAAGAAUGAGAAACCUGACGUUAUUAUCGGCAUUUCUGGUGGUGGUUUAAUCCCAGCCAGAAUUAUUAGAACUUUCUUAAAGAAGAAGGGUGAAAAGAAUAUCCCAAUCCAAGCUAUUGGUUUAUCUCUUUAUGAAGAUUUAGGUUUAGAUGAUAGCGUUGAAACUAUUGGAAAGGAAGUUAUCAGAACACAAUGGUUAGAUUUCGGUGCCUUAGAUAAACACUUUGAUUCUCUUAUCGGUAAAAAGGUUUUAAUUGUUGACGAAGUUGAUGACACCAGAACCACUUUACAUUAUGCUGUCUCUGAAUUAGAAAAGGAAGUUCAUGAACAACAAAAGAGGCUAAACAGACUAAAUGAAAAGACAACUUUUACCGUGUUUGUUCUGCAUAACAAGGACAAACCAAAAAGAGCUGACUUACCAAAGGAAAUGCUUGAAUCUGGCCAUUACAUGGCUGCCGUAACUGUUCCUGAUGUUUGGUUAUGUUAUCCAUGGGAAGCUGAUGAUAUCGAAGAACAAACUAGAUUGGCAAAAUUGCAAGGUAACGAUUAA
Maudiozyma saulgeensis is the source of this 633-nucleotide messenger RNA. NCBI's taxonomy places the organism in Eukaryota, Fungi, Ascomycota, Saccharomycetes, Saccharomycetales, Saccharomycetaceae. The record is from the annotation of a GenBank genome assembly.